AUGUUUUUUCCAACCGUGAUGCAUAACAUUGGUGUUACAUUAAUCUUUUUCGAAAGACUACCAUGUAAAGAAAAGCAGAGAUUUGAGCUGGAGUGGUUGGGGGUGCCUGGAGGCGUCACUAUGUCGUCCUUGAGUCGGGAACUGGUUUUCUUAAUCCUGCAGUUCUUGGACGAAGAGAAGUUCAAGGAGACAGUACAUAAGUUGGAGCAAGAAUCUGGUUUCUUCUUCAAUAUGAAGUACUUUGAGGACCAAAUUCAAGCAGGUGAAUGGGACGAAGUUGAACGCUAUUUAAGUGGAUUCACGAAGGUUGAGGAUAACCGCUAUUCGAUGAAAAUUUUCUUUGAAAUAAGAAAGCAAAAAUAUCUUGAAGCUCUUGAUAGACAAGACCGAGCAAAAGCUGUUGAGAUUCUUGUGAAGGAUCUGAAGGUGUUUGCAUCUUUCAAUGAAGAUCUUUUUAAGGAGAUCACCCAGCUUCUAACUCUUGACAAUUUUAGGCAGAACGAGCAGCUCUCCAAAUACGGGGACACAAAGUCAGCACGAAAUAUUAUGCUGGUUGAAUUAAAAAAGCUCAUAGAAGCAAAUCCAUUAUUUCGUGACAAGCUCACCUUGCCUUCUUUCAAAGCUUCACGCUUGAGGACAUUGAUCAAUCAAAGUCUAAACUGGCAGCAUCAACUUUGCAAGAAUCCUCGUCCAAACCCAGAUAUAAAAACACUUUUUAUGGAUCACACUUGUGCUUCUACUAAUGGCACUCGUGCACCUACUCCUAAUAAUAACCCUCUUGCUGGACCCAUUCCGAAGCCUGGUGUUUUUCCUCCUCUUGGGGCUCAUGGUCCAUUCCAGCCAAUUGUUUCUCCUCCAAGUGCCAUUGCAGGUUGGAUGUCAAGUGCUACACCUUCAAUUCCUCAUGUUGCUGUUGCUGCAGGUCCUCCUGGCCUUGUUCAGGCUCCAAGUUCUGCUGCAUUUCUGAAACAUCCAAGGACUCCUCCAGGUGGUCCUGGAAUGGAUUAUCAAACUGCUGAUUCGGAACAUUUAAUGAAACGCAUUCGCGCUGGCCAAUCAGAUGAGGUGUCCUUUCCCGGUUCAUCUCAUCCUCCCAAUAUUUAUUCUCCAGACGACCUUCCUAAAACUGUUGUACGGAACCUUAGCCAAGGAUCUAAUGUUAUGAGCAUGGACUUCCAUCCUCAACAACAGACUGUUCUUCUAGUUGGAACAAAUGUUGGUGACAUUAGCAUUUGGGAAGUUGGUUCCCGAGAUAGGCUAGCACUGAAAAACUUCAAGGUUUGGGAUAUAUCAACUUGUUCAAUGCCAUUCCAAACAACAUUAGUUAAAGAUGCUACCAUAUCUGUUAAUCGAUGCAUAUGGGGUCCUGAUGGAUCUAUACUUGGUGUUGCUUUUUCGAAGCACAUUGUUCAGAUAUAUACGUACAAUCCAUCUGGAGAAUUAAUACAACACUUAGAGAUUGAUGCUCAUAUUGGUGGUGUUAAUGAUAUUGCCUUUGCUCAUCCUAAUAAGCAGCUAUGCAUAGUUACAUGUGGUGACGACAAGACAAUUAAGGUGUGGGAUGCUGUUGCUGGUCGCAAGCAGUAUACAUUUGAAGGUCAUGAAGCUCCUGUAUAUUCUGUCUGUCCUCACUAUAAAGAGAAUAUUCAGUUUAUCUUCUCUACUGCCAUUGAUGGAAAAAUAAAAGCAUGGCUUUAUGAUUCCUUGGGAUCAAGAGUAGAUUAUGAUGCCCCUGGACUUUGGUGCACGACAAUGGCAUACAGUGCUGAUGGAAGCAGACUAUUCUCCUGUGGAACAAGCAAAGAAGGCGACUCCCACCUUGUUGAGUGGAAUGAGAGUGAAGGAGCCAUCAGGAGGACAUAUUCUGGUUUUCGGAAACGUUCAUUAGGUGUAGUGCAAUUCGACACAACAAGAAACCAUUUCUUAGCUGCUGGCGAUGAAUUUCUGAUAAAGUUUUGGGACAUGGACAGUACCAACAUGCUGACUUCCACUGACGCUGAUGGUGGAUUGCCUGCUAGCCCCAGAUUAAGAUUUAAUAAGGAAGGGUCACUCCUUGCCAUUACAACUAGCGACAAUGGAAUCAAGAUCUUAGCAAAUAAUGAUGGGCAGCGCAUGCUGAGAAUGCUAGAGAGCAGAGCAUUUGAUGGGGUUCGAGGUCUUUCAGAAUCAGUCAAUGUCAAACCUUUUAUUUCUGGUGGAUUAGGUCCAAUCAGUAAUGCUUCUGCCUCUGUUGCUCCAAUCCUUGAACGUUCAGACCGAAUUCAACAACCAAUGUCCCUUGGCAAUCUGGCUACCAUGGAAAGCAGCAGGGUUGCUGAUGUAAAACCAAGGAUUUCUGAUAACAUUGACAAAAUCAAAAGCUGGAAGUUUCCUGAUAUAGCUGAUUCAUCUCAACUCAAGACUCUGAAGUUGCCUGAUCCUCUGACAGCCAGCAAAGUUGUACGGUUGAUCUACACAAAUUCUGGACUAGCUAUACUAGCUCUGGCUUCUAAUGCCGUUCAUAAGCUCUGGAAGUGGCAGCGUAAUGAACGUAAUCCAUCCGGGAAGUCUACUGCAUCCAGUGUGCCCCAGUUGUGGCAGCCUACUAGUGGGGGUCUCAUGUCUAAUGACUUGACUGAUGCUAAACAAGCUGAAGACUCAGUUGCUUGUAUUGCCUUAUCUAAAAAUGAUUCUUAUGUCAUGUCUGCUUCGGGCGGGAAGGUCUCCUUGUUCAACAUGAUGACCUUUAAGGUCAUGACGACUUUCAUGCCACCGCCCCCUGCUGCCACCUACCUUGCAUUCCAUCCUCAGGAUAACAAUAUUAUUGCUAUUGGAAUGGAGGACUCCACUAUACAAAUCUACAACGUGAGGGUUGAUGAGGUUAAAACCAAGCUCAAGGGUCAUCAGAAGCGAAUAUCAGGGCUUGCAUUUUCUCAGAGUCUGAACGUGUUGGUAUCAUCUGGAGCUGAUGCUCAGCUCUUUGUCUGGAAUAUUGACGGCUGGGAGAAGAAGAAAUCACGGUUCAUACAAGCGCCUCCUGCUCUCCAAUCUCCUCUGGUUGGAGAAACUAGAGUUCAGUUCCAUAAUAAUCAAUCUCAUCUGCUGGUUGUUCAUGAAAGCCAAAUUGCAGUUUAUGAUACUCAACUUGAAUGUUUGCGUUCGUGGCAUCCAAGGGACUUGCUAUCUGCUGCUAUUUCAAGUGCAAUAUACUCGUGUGAUGGUUUGGUCAUCUUCACUGGAUUUUGUGAUGGUGCUGUUGGGAUCUUUAAUGCUGAUAAUUUAAGCCUUCGAUGUCGAAUAUCUCCAUCUGCUUACAUAUCUCCACCAAUUUCUAGUAGCAACGGCAAUGCCUUCCCCGUGGUGAUUGCUGCACAUCCAUCUGAUCCAAACCAGUUUGCCCUCGGCAUGAGUGAUGGUGCAGUUCAUGUGAUGGAGCCAUCAGAUGCUGAGACGAAAUGGGGUGGAUCAGCCUCUCAAGACAACGGGGCUUUGCCUUCGAUUGCUUCGAGUUCUGCAUUGAAUAGUCAGCCAUCUGAAACCCCUUCUAGGUGA
This is a messenger RNA of Fraxinus pennsylvanica, 3531 nucleotides long. NCBI's taxonomy places the organism in Eukaryota, Viridiplantae, Streptophyta, Magnoliopsida, Lamiales, Oleaceae. The record is from the annotation of a GenBank genome assembly.